Molecule: messenger RNA, 1802 nt
Organism: Crotalus tigris (Tiger rattlesnake)
Lineage: Eukaryota; Metazoa; Chordata; Lepidosauria; Squamata; Viperidae
Product: EH domain-containing protein 3
Exons: 6
Coding region: 158-1765 (535 amino acids)
Biological process (GO): endosomal transport; endocytosis
Cellular component (GO): plasma membrane; cytoplasm
Molecular function (GO): calcium ion binding; GTP binding; protein binding
Source: RefSeq, a predicted model, not a curated record
CCGCUUCCGGGGUAGGUGGGUGGAUCGCCGGCAGGGUUGGCAUUUAAAGUGCCGCCGCCGCCGCCGCCGCCGCCGCCUUUUCCCCCGGGCUGAGUCCUUCUGGCUUCUCUCCUCUGUCCGUCUCUCUUUCCCUGCCGGGCUCUCCUCCUCCUCCGCCAUGUUCAGCUGGCUGGGCGGCGACGAGCGGCGGCGCAAGGACCCCGAGGUCUUCCAAACGGUCAGCGAGGGGCUGCGGAAGCUCUACCGGGCCAAGCUGCUGCCGCUGGAGGAGCACUACAGGUUCCACGAGUUCCACUCGCCCGCCCUGGAGGACGCCGACUUCGACAACAAGCCCAUGGUGCUCCUGGUCGGCCAGUACUCCACCGGCAAGACCACCUUCAUCCGGUACCUCCUGGAGCAGGAUUUUCCCGGGAUGCGGAUCGGACCCGAGCCCACCACGGACUCUUUCAUUGCCGUCAUGCAAGGCCAGGUGGAAGGGAUCAUCCCGGGCAACGCCCUAGUGGUCGAUCCCAAGAAGCCCUUUCGGAAGCUCAACGCCUUCGGGAACGCCUUCCUGAACAGAUUUGUGUGUGCCCAACUGCCCAACCCUGUCCUGGAAAGCAUAAGUGUGAUUGACACGCCGGGAAUCCUCUCCGGAGAAAAACAGCGGAUUAGCCGAGGCUACGACUUUGCGGCCGUCCUGGAGUGGUUCGCCGAGCGGGUGGACCGGAUCAUCCUGCUCUUCGACGCCCACAAGCUGGACAUCUCCGACGAGUUUUCCGAGGUCAUCAAAGCCCUGAAGAACCACGAGGACAAGAUGAGGGUAGUCCUCAACAAGGCCGACCAGAUCGAGACCCAGCAGCUGAUGAGGGUCUACGGGGCCCUGAUGUGGUCGCUGGGCAAGAUCGUCAACACCCCCGAGGUCAUCCGGGUCUACAUCGGCUCCUUCUGGUCCCACCCGCUGCUCAUCCCGGAUAACCGGAAGCUCUUCGAAGCCGAGGAGCAGGACCUCUUCCGGGACAUCCAGAGCUUGCCCCGGAACGCCGCCCUCCGGAAGCUCAACGACCUCAUCAAACGGGCCCGGCUGGCCAAGGUUCAAGCCUACAUCAUCAGCUCCCUGAAGAAAGAAAUGCCCUCCGUCUUUGGGAAAGAGAACAAAAAGAAAGAAUUGGUGAACAAUCUGGGCGAGAUUUACAGCCGGAUCGAGCGAGAGCAUCAAAUUUCGCCCGGCGAUUUCCCCAAUUUAAAGAAAAUGCAGGAGCAGCUCCAGGGUCAGGACUUCAGCAAGUUCCAACCUCUGAAGACCAAGCUGUUGGACGCCGUGGAGGACAUGUUGGCCAACGACAUUGCCCAGCUGAUGGUCCUGGUCCGCCAGGAGGAGGCCCAGCGGCCCGCCCAGAUGGUCAAAGGCGGCGCCUUUGAAGGGACGCUCCACGGCCCCUUCGGACACGGCUACGGCGAGGGCGCCGGCGAGGGCAUUGACGACGCCGACUGGGUGGUGGCCCGGGACAAGCCCAUGUACGACGAGAUCUUCUACACCUUGUCCCCCGUGGACGGGAAGCUCACCGGGGCCAACGCCAAGAAGGAGAUGGUGAGGUCCAAGCUUCCCAACACCGUGCUGGGAAAGAUCUGGAAGCUGUCCGACAUCGACAAGGACGGCAUGCUGGACGACGAAGAGUUUGCCUUGGCCAACCACCUCAUCAAGGUCAAGUUGGAAGGUCACGAGCUUCCCGGCGAGCUGCCGGCUCAUCUGAUCCCGCCGUCCAAACGGAAGCUGACGGCGUGACCGGCCGGCCGUUGCAGGUGGGUGGGUGGGGGGGAAC